Messenger RNA from Exophiala aquamarina CBS 119918, 1644 nucleotides. Its product is annotated as elongator complex protein 2. The coding region runs from base 1 to 1644 and encodes 547 amino acids. Gene Ontology annotation, biological process: fructose metabolic process; fructose 2,6-bisphosphate metabolic process. Gene Ontology annotation, molecular function: fructose-2,6-bisphosphate 2-phosphatase activity; ATP binding; 6-phosphofructo-2-kinase activity. The transcript is spliced from 3 exons. Gene Ontology annotation, cellular component: cytosol. The record is from RefSeq and is a predicted model, not a curated record. NCBI's taxonomy places the organism in Eukaryota, Fungi, Ascomycota, Eurotiomycetes, Chaetothyriales, Herpotrichiellaceae.
AUGGAUACGCUACUCACCAUCGAGUCGGCGGUGAAUUCACCUCGCUACCGGCGCAAGUCAAGCACCUUUGUCGAUGCUAUCCAUGACCUACCGGAGAAAAGCGAGAUGGCCCCAGCCCAGCUUUACAGCACUGAAUCCGGCCGUCUGUUUCAUGCUGGUCGAAUUGCCAUAGCGACUGUGGGACUCCCUGCACGUGGUAAGACUCACAUCUCAGUAGCACUCGCCAGGUAUUUGCGGUGGCUAGGAGUCAAGACCAGGAUCUUUCACCUUGGUGACUAUCGAAGGGCUAUCGUUGGACAUGGGAAGGAUGUCCCUGACGACUACUUCUUCGUGAAUGCCUCCGCAUCCUCGGUUCUUCUGCGGCAGAAGAUUUUGAAGAAGUGCAGAGAAGAUAUCUACCAUUUCUUGAAUCAUGAGAACGGUCAGAUUGCGAUUUACGAUGCUGUAAACCCCCUAUCAGCCGGUCGCAAAUCGUUGGCGAAAGAGUUCGCUAAGCACGACAUCAAGUGUCUCUUCAUCGAAUCUAGUUGCGACGACCAAAGGAUAAUCGAGGAAAAUGUUCGAAGCGUCAAAAUUUCCUCACCUGAUUACAUUGGCUGGUCGGAAAGUGAAGCUGUUAAACACUACUUGAACAGAAUGUCCGCUAAGAUUCCCCAUUUCGAGACGAUGGAGGAGCUUGAUCUGGACUGGAUCAAGAUGAUCAAUGCUGGGGAGAGAAUUGUAGUCAACAACACGAGUUUCGGCUAUAUAUCCCACCGAAUUGUAUUCUAUUUAAUGAAUCUCCACAUCAAGGCACGUCACACCUAUUUUGCCCGCGCCGGGACAACCCUAGAAGAGGAAUCCUUCAAGGCAGAUGCCAGUCUGUCCUCUCAGGGAAAGGACUACGCCAAAAAGAUGACAGAAGUCCUUAUUAAGCACCGGGAGGAGGAAAAGCGACUAAUCGAGGAGAAGGGAGGGCAUGAAACACCGCUAAAGCCUUUGAUAGUAUGGACUUCAACCCGGCGAAGAACAGUGGAAACCUCGGCGUUCCUCGCAGCCAAGGGUUAUAAAGUGAGGCAGAGAUCCCAGAUGAGUGCGUUGAACCCAGGAGUCUGCGAGAAGAAAUCAGAGAGAAGAAUUCGAUUUGAUUAUCCGGAAGAGGUGCUCAAACAUGACCUUGAUCCCUACCAUCAUAGAUUUCCCCGAGCUGAGUCUUAUCACGACGUUGCGGUGCGCUUAGAGCCCAUCAUUCUAGAGUUGGAAAGAGAGCAAAACGAUCUACUUAUCAUUGCUCACGAGAGUGUUCUUCGGGUGCUUUAUGGCUACCUGAUGGCUUGCAAUGCCGCUGAUAUUCCUUUCCUAUCAUUCCCACGCAACGAGAUCAUCGAGAUCAUCCCCGCAAGUUACAACAACGAAGCUAAACGCAUCAAAAUCCCCGAUCUGCCGCCAGAGAUUAUUCCAGCCUCACCUGAAGGAAUCAAAGCACCAGCUCCUCCAAGUGGAUUUGUGACACCAAUACCAGGGCUGGGUAGUGGCCUCGCGAGCCCACGUAGUGGCCUAGCAUCUCCAGGAAGUGGCCCAGGGACGCCCGAGCCACGACCCUCUGGCUUAAGAACCCCAGAAGAUGCCGAGGAUCUGUCUCUGAGGAUGCAUGAUGUGGUAUGA